Messenger RNA from Seminavis robusta, 1179 nucleotides. The record is from the annotation of a GenBank genome assembly. Lineage: Eukaryota; Bacillariophyta; Bacillariophyceae; Naviculales; Naviculaceae.
AUGCUGUUGGCUACAUGUAGUCUCUUCCCCAGGAGAGCCGCGCCUUUUUCCACCAGUUCUUUUGUUCGACUUGGAUUCGCUGCUAUUCCUGUCUCGACUCGGGGGCAAAGCGCUUUUUCUUCUCAUGCUCACUCGCUGACUACGACUAGGCACUUCGCAGCCCGGUCUGCUUUGGCAGAAGUAUCAAAUUCGGGAGAGUUCAAGCGAGUCGACGCCGCCUGGAGAAACUGGAUUAGUUCAGAUGAAGGAGCCAAGUUUCCACCAGAGAAAGAUCGAUACCAUUUGUUUGUCGCAUAUGCUUGCCCAUGGGCUCACAGGACUUUAAUGACAAGGGCUCUCAAGGGUCUAGAAGAUGCCAUUUCUGUGACAGUUGUUCAUCCAGUUUGGCAAAAGACAAAACCGGAGGUGGAUGAACAUAAAGGUUGGAUCUUUGGCAAUCCAAGCGGUAACAGCUUCCCAAACGCAGACGGCAAAGGUGGACCAUUUCCCCCAGCGUUCCCUGGCAAUGAACCGAAUCCUUUCUUUGAUUCAUUGAGUAUAAGAGAAGUUUAUGACAAGGCUGGUGAUACCGAUGGAAAGUAUUCCGUUCCAGUGUUGUGGGACAAGAAGGAAAAUACAAUUGUUUCAAACGAAUCAGCAGAAAUCAUCUUGAUGCUCAACAAAGAAUUCAAUGCAUUUGCCAAGCAUCCUGAUUUGGAUUUAGCCCCGACUGCAAUGGAAGAUGACAUGGAAGCUGUGGAUGAUUGGAUCUACCCAACAAUCAACAAUGGCGUCUACAAGUGUGGCUUUGCCACAUCACAGCAAGCUUAUGACGCUGCGAUUGAAGAGCUGACUGCAUCGAUUGAUCGCCUUGAGGAGAUUUUGAAAAAGCAGAGAUAUAUUGCAGGAGACAGCUUCACACUUUCUGAUAUCCGAUUGUUUGUUACAUUGGUUCGUUUUGACGAGGUCUAUGUGGUCUACUUCAAGACCAACUCCCAGCGAGUGAUGGAUUCCCCUGCCAUUCUGAACUAUUGCCGUGAGAUUUACCAAAUGCCAGGUGUUGCUGAGACUGUCGACAUGGAGCAAAUCAAGGCCCAUUACUACUGCAGUCACCCUAUUCUGAAUGCGUAUUCCAUCAUUCCAAAAGGUCCAGAUUUUGUGAAAUUGUUGGAGGAACCCCACAACCGUGACGAAAUGUGA